Messenger RNA from Phialemonium atrogriseum, 2300 nucleotides. RefSeq names its product Metallo-dependent phosphatase-like protein. The record is from RefSeq and is a predicted model, not a curated record. NCBI's taxonomy places the organism in Eukaryota, Fungi, Ascomycota, Sordariomycetes, Cephalothecales, Cephalothecaceae. Gene Ontology annotation, molecular function: hydrolase activity. Gene Ontology annotation, biological process: nucleotide catabolic process. The transcript has a single exon. Bases 153 to 1982 code for a protein of 609 amino acids. Gene Ontology annotation, cellular component: cytosol.
AGAAAUGAGGCCUGUGCUUGGGACCUUGAUAGCCCGUUACUGUGCUUCGCCUGAGUGCGUCAUCCCAAUAACCAUCACCUCUCGCGUCUUACCUUCUUCCUUUCCAAGGGCACGAACCAUAAUAUUCAGUCGAGCCAUCCAUUGCAGAGAUCAUGGCUCUUGCAGCCACCCUUAUUGGUGGAGUCCUCGUCUCCGUUGCGAGGGCAGCACAGCCAGGCGCCGUGGGCCCUGUUGAAGCGCCCAUGCGAGAUCUGCAAUGGGGUCAACUGAACUUCCUUCACACGACCGACACGCACGGCUGGCACGGCGGCCAUCUCCAAGAAUCGCAGUAUUCCGCCGACUGGGGCGACUAUGUCUCCUUCGCGGAGCACCUAAGAAGGAGAGCCGACGAGGAAGGGCGGGAUCUCCUCCUCGUUGACACCGGAGACCGAGUAGAGGGCAAUGGUCUCUACGAUGCGUCGGAUCCCAAAGGCGAAUACUACUACGAUAUAUUCAAGGAGCAGGAUAUUGAUAUCAUCUGCACCGGGAACCACGAACUCUACCAAGCCUCCAGUGCUGAUGGAGAACACGAGCACACGGUGCCGAACUUCAAGGACAAUUACGUCGCCUCGAAUCUCGAUUACAUCCAUCCCGAGUCGGGCGAGAGAAUUCCUAUGGCACAGCGAUAUAGGAAGUUCAAGACAAAGAACCAGGGGCUCGAUAUUGUCGCCUUCGGCUUCCUUUUCGACUUCACCGGGAAUGCAAACAACACUAUUGUUCAACCAGUGCGAGAGACGAUACAGGAGAAGUGGUUCCAGCAGGCCAUCAGGGAAAAUCCGGACGUAUUUGUUGUGAUUGGCCAUGUAGGGGCCCGGAUGCAGGAGUUCAAGGAUAUCUAUACGGCGAUACGGAAGCAGAAUUGGUUCACCCCGAUCGCAUUUUUCUGCGGCCACGUUCAUGUGAGAGACGCAGUAAGCUAUGAUGCAAAAUCCUUCGCUUUGGGGAGCGGGAGGUACUUUGAAACCAUCGGCUGGAUGUCUAUCGACGGCAUCUCCAAGGCGGCUAAAGACGUGUCAACAACGUCUGUAACUUUCCACCGCAGAUACAUCGACAAUAACCUGUUGGGUCUAUAUCAUCAUACUGGCUUGAACGAAUCGACGUUCCCAACGGAACAUGGGCGCAAUGUUACCAGCAUGAUUGCGAACGCCAGGAAAGCUCUCAAUCUGGACCACACAUUUGGCUGUGCACCACGGGACCUCUGGAUGACGAGAACACCCUACCCAGGUCCCGAUAGCAUUUAUAGCUGGCUGCAGGACGAGGUCCUCCCGGACGUUAUUGUCAACGAGGACCGAAAGAAUACCCCACGACUCGCCAUCAUGAACACUGGCGCCAUCCGGUUCGACAUCUUCAAAGGCGGUUUUACGAAGGAUACAACGUAUAUCAUUUCCCCUUUCCUGAGCGUGCUGAAAUUUGUCCCGGACGUCCCGUACGAGGUGGCCAUGAAAGUCAUCAAGAUCCUGAACAACGGCGGGACCAUCCUCGAUACCCCGGGUCUCCUCGACUCGAGGUUUAUGUCAAUUCCCGAGCAGCUCGUGAUCAAGGAAUCCAUUGUCCAUGAUGUUCAGCAAACCCCACCCGAUGACUUUGGUAUGGAAGCGGGUGGCCAGAAGCCACUCGGCGAUGACUCCGAAAGAAAGCCCAAUCUUAUCCCCGGAUAUACCACCAAGGAUGAUAUUGGCAGUGACGGUGACGACGCUGUUCAUUCUCCAAUAAACUUCUAUACUGUCCCGAACUGCAUUCAAGCCGAAAUUGACUUCCCGGCUGAUGGCACGCCAGAGACUGUUGAUCUUGUGUUUUUCGACUUCAUCCAACCUUGGGUCCUCUUGGCCUUGAAGUUUAGUGGAGGAGACUUUGCCGAGAGAGACAUCGGCCUCUAUACCAAUGGAACCUUUACGGAUCUGAUGGCGGGGUGGAUCAAAGAGAACUGGAAAGUUCACUGCUGAUAUGUAAGAGGUAGUGGGUAGGGCCUUGGCUUGGUUGGUGGCGUUUGCUUCUUCAAAGCCUAUUUCUGCUUGUUCUAGUAAUGGGACUAUGGUCUACAUCCGGACGAGCAUAGUUGAAUCAUGGGUCGGCGUUAGGGAGUGUGACAGCUAGUGUAGUCUAAUAUCGCCAAGUUCUGAGGUUGGCUCCCCGAGAGAUUGUCUUGUUGUGGCUUGCUCUAGGAAAACCGACAUUAAGAAGCAGUACGUCAAAUAUGGUCUAUACUGAGCGAUAAUAUUUUACAGACUAAAUAAGAGAAGGGGCUAUUCGUGUCUAGAAAA